AUGGAAGAGGGGAAGAGUUUGGAAAGCGUCGCAGGGCAAGUGCUCGGAGGCCAGAGUGGGAUGCAGGACGGGAGCUUUCCUAUGCCGCGUGCGCGAAGAAAGGACCUAGUCUUGGGCAGGACGACCUUACCAUGGAGCCGGAGACAACUAUCCGAAGCAGGUAAAGGCGAGAUGAAUGAGUCGCGCGCGGUCAAUGCUAGGACGUUUGUCGCUCAGUCGGCGAAAAGUGGCGCUUUUAAGACGGGCCGUGCGAACGAAGGGGCCAGGGCGCAAUCAGAAAAGGCGCGAAACCACAUCAGUCGCAAAAAGGAACAGCUCCAGGGCGCGAUGCGACAGGGCGCGGGAGGCGGCCCAGCACUGGCUCAGGCACACGCGCGCCGAGGGGGUCGGGUAAGUGGUGGAGGUGGAGGUGGAGGUGAUGGUGGAGGUGAUGGGAGUAAUAUUAGGGCUGGUAAGGGUGGUGGUGAUGAUGAUGGUGAUGAUGACAAGGGGGGGGGGGGGGCGAGGCCAGAGGCAGAGAGGCAGAGGCAGCGAGCAGCAGUUAAUGACACCAACGCCCAGCGCACAUGGGACGACGGCGAGGGCGACGGCGGCGACCACGACGACCACGACGACCACGAAGACGGCGAGGACGACGGCGGCGGUGGGCAAAGACAGGUGAAGAGACGGCCGAUUAGCGCAGGGCAAAUGGGCGGGCAGCGUGCACCAAAGGACGGUCAGAGACAUCAGAGAGCUUCUGCAGCUUCGCUUGUGCACGCCCAGCCCGCGCAGGGUUGGGCGGGGGGUCCACCAGACGCGCAGUGUGGGCGCAGGGGUGUGUGUGUCCAAACCACGCAUGGCCGGCUGCUCCAGGGCGUCACAGUGGUAGCAGUCGCAGCAAGUCGCAGUAGUACAGCAAACGUCGCUCCCGUCCAUGGCAACCGCGCAGCCAUGUCCAUCCCUUUCCCUGUCCAUGUGCAAUCUGCAUCUGCCUCGUCCACCAGAAACUGGCCUGUCCGCCCCGGCCCUUGUGGCUGGCCGUCGCUGGCCGCUUUGUUUCGUGCGGCUUGCGCGCUUCUCCGCUCACCACCAACACCAGUCCUCUCCGCAGCGACCCUGGUGCAGCUUGAGGCAAGCCUGAAGCUGAUCCGAGCUCGUCGAGGCACUAGUCAACAUGCCCAGUCCUCCCAGCCUCCACUCUACUGCCGCACCAAGGCAUUCGAGAAGGCUCGUGGAAGUGAUGCGUUGCAGGUGGCGUCCAGACAGCUCGUCCCCAAUCUCCGUCAAAAGGGACGUGGAAAUCCGCGACUAUCAUGGCUGCUACCACUAACCACUGCUGCUCCCGCUGCUGCUGCCCAAAGAUCUGCACUCGCACGCUGCGGAUCCUGGCGAAACUCCUAUAGGCAGCCUGGUGGCACAUGGCCAGAUGGUGCGUAUACUCCCUGCACUACCCAUUUGCCCGCGUCGUACGGUUGCGGUGGGAAAACGCGGCUCUCGGCCUGUUUCACCAUGACAAAACACUCUCGGGAAAAUCCUGGAUGUUAUUUAGCGCGCCCAGUGGUCGCUGCUGCUAAGCCCGUCGCAGCAGUGGCCAUUGAAGCCAUUUUGUCAGAUGACCAGCCGACUCUGCCCGGUCCUGUCCGCCGACGCUACGCCAAGUUGCGGUCUGCUUCAACCUCGAUGAUUGCUGCUGCCAAAACCAUGUCCGAUAGACGACUCCUCUCCCCCACAGCCCGAGCCGUGUGA
Molecule: messenger RNA, 1725 nt
Organism: Bipolaris maydis ATCC 48331
Lineage: Eukaryota; Fungi; Ascomycota; Dothideomycetes; Pleosporales; Pleosporaceae
Source: RefSeq, a predicted model, not a curated record